Messenger RNA from Mercurialis annua (annual mercury), 1003 nucleotides. RefSeq names its product proteasome subunit alpha type-4. Gene Ontology annotation, cellular component: cytosol; proteasome core complex; proteasome core complex, alpha-subunit complex. Lineage: Eukaryota; Viridiplantae; Streptophyta; Magnoliopsida; Malpighiales; Euphorbiaceae. The record is from RefSeq and is a predicted model, not a curated record. The transcript is spliced from 2 exons. The coding region runs from base 153 to 902 and encodes 249 amino acids. Gene Ontology annotation, biological process: ubiquitin-dependent protein catabolic process.
UUAAAUUAAUAGCAGACUUGCCCAGAAAGCUAAAACCAAGAAACACUCACAAAGACGAAGCCAAGCCAACUAUUUUAAUACAGACUUUUAAUUCUUCAACAUCGAAAUCGAAGUUUAUCAAACGACAAUUGAGAAGAACAGUGUGAGGUAAUAUGUCUCGGAGAUAUGAUAGCCGCACGACGAUCUUCUCCCCAGAAGGUCGUCUAUACCAAGUCGAGUACGCAAUGGAGGCGAUUGGAAAUGCAGGUUCCGCAAUCGGGGUAUUGUCGAAAGAUGGGGUUGUUUUAGUUGGUGAAAAGAAGGUUACUUCCAAACUCCUUCAAACUUCCACAUCAACUGAGAAGAUGUACAAGAUUGAUGAUCAUGUAGCGUGCGCUGUGGCCGGCAUUAUGUCGGAUGCUAACAUUCUUAUCAACACGGCCAGAGUUCAAGCCCAGCGCUAUACUUUUGCGUACCAAGAACCAAUGCCUGUUGAACAGCUUGUGCAAUCUCUUUGUGAUACCAAGCAAGGUUACACACAGUUUGGCGGGCUUCGUCCCUUUGGUGUUUCGUUUCUGUUUGCUGGCUGGGACAAGAAUUUUGGGUUCCAGCUGUACAUGAGUGAUCCAAGCGGAAACUAUGGUGGUUGGAAGGCUGCAGCUGUUGGAGCCAACAACCAGGCAGCACAAUCAAUGUUGAAGCAGGACUACAAGGAUGAUAUCACGAGGGAAGAGGCGGUUCAGCUGGCUCUAAAGGUGCUCAGUAAGACAAUGGACAGUACAAGUCUUACUUCCGAUAAGCUUGAAUUGGCCGAGGUCUACCUCACGCCCUCUGGAAAAGUGAAGUACGAGGCUUGCUCACCCGAGAACCUAAGCAAGUUAUUAGUGAAGUUUGGAGUGACCCAACCUGCGGCUGAGGUGUAAGUUGGUAUUGUUUAUUCAAAUACAAGUCUCAGAACUAAUAUUACGCUUUAGUAUGUCACAUUCGAAGGAUACUUAUUUUGUUUGGUUCAAAGAAUUAUUGA